AUGGGCUCAACUUACCCCCCCCAGGGGACGACUACGAGGCUGACGGCCGCCGACGAGGAUGCCUCGGCCAAGGCUGCCGGCGAGAACGUGGCAAAACAGGCCUUCCACGAGUGGCCUAAUGAGGCCGGCUUUGACGGCCUGACCGAGCACCGCGGUCCCAUUGAGCUCAAGGUCAAGGGCAAUAUCCCAACCUGGGCAGCCGGGUCCCUCUACCGGACCGGUCCGGGCCAGUGCAAGGUCGAAGACACCAAGUCGGGCACCGUUCACAUCUCGCACUGGUUUGACGGGCUCGCACACACCCAUAGGUUCGACAUCGUCUCCGAAGGCCCGACAGUGCGUGUGUACUACUCGUCGCGCCGCCAGUCCGACAAGGCCACCGCCGACAUCAAGGCCGCCGGCACAUUGCGGUCCAUCUCCUUUGGCCAGAAGAUAGAUCCAUGUGUCGGCCUCUUGGGCAAGUUCAUGAGCGUCUUCCACAAGCGGCCCGAUCUCUACAACGUCAACGUGACGGUAAAUGUCAACUCGCCCAUCUUCAAGUCGCCGGCCAAGACCGCCGCCGACGUACAGGGCCACCGCGUGACCAGCAUCGUCCUCGCAACCGACGCCGCCGUCAUGUGCGAGAUAGAUCCCAAGACCAUGGACCCCCUCAACUUCCCAAAGCACUGCAAGCUCCACCCGGACCUCAAGGGGCCACUCGGCGCCGCCCACGGGAAGCUCGACCCAGAAACGGGCGACUACAUCAACUACAACCUCGACCUCGGCAAGCAGCCCAUGUACCGCAUCUUCCGCGUCAGCGCCGCCACCGGCAAAACUGACAUUCUCGCCACCAUUCUGUUCAAAGCUGCGUAUAUCCACAGCUUCUUCCUAACACAGAACUACAUCGUCCUCUGCGUGCCCGUGGCGUACUACAAGUGGAACGGCCUCAAGAUCCUUUUGGAAGGCAAUCUGCUCGACUCGUUCAAGUGCUUCGACCCCUCCGACACUUGCCGCUGGUUUGUCGUCGACCGGCGCCACGGCAGAGGCGUGGUCGCCGAGUUCGCCUCCCCAGCCCGCUUCUUCUUCCACAGUGUCAACGCCUUCGAAGAAGUCUCGACCGGCGACAUCCUCUGCGACGUCAUCGACUACCCCAACCGCUACAUCAUCGACGGUGCCUACUACGACGUGCUCCUCAACCGCAACGGCAAGACCGCCGCGUUCUGGACGGGCCAGCAGACGCACCAGUCCUUCCCGCAACUCAGCCGGUACCGCCUACCCAAGCAGGCCUUCACCACCAGCCCCCAAGUCAAGUUACUGCCUUCAUCCCCCCAGAUUGUCAUGCAAAUUCCCUCCCCGCACGCAGGCGACAUGCCGACCAUCAACCCGUUGUACCGCUGCCGGCGGCACCGGUAUGCCUACAUGCUCGUCUCGCGCGGGCUGAGCACGCUGUUUGACGCCAUCGCCAAGAUGGACGUCGACAGGCGCGAGGUGCUUCGCUGGGAGGGGCCGAGGGGCCACACGCCUGGCGAGGCCGUCUUUGUGCCGCGUCCGCGUACGGAAGACAACGGAGAUGAGGUGCGGGAGGAGGAGGAGGAGGAUGAUGGGGUGUUGCUUAGCAUUGUGUUGGAUGGGGAGAACAGGACGAGUUAUUUGUUGUGUUUGGAUGCGAGGACUAUGACGGAGCUGGGGAGUGCCGACUGUGAGUUUGCCGUGGCGGUGGGGUUGCAUGGGCGGCAUGUUACCGUCGAGUAA
This is a messenger RNA of Parathielavia appendiculata, 1728 nucleotides long. Its product is annotated as carotenoid cleavage dioxygenase 1. Bases 1 to 1728 code for a protein of 575 amino acids. Gene Ontology annotation, molecular function: carotenoid dioxygenase activity. Gene Ontology annotation, biological process: carotene catabolic process. Lineage: Eukaryota; Fungi; Ascomycota; Sordariomycetes; Sordariales; Chaetomiaceae. The transcript is spliced from 2 exons. The record is from RefSeq and is a predicted model, not a curated record.